Messenger RNA from Haliotis rufescens (red abalone), 6836 nucleotides. Its product is annotated as lysosomal thioesterase PPT2-A-like. Gene Ontology annotation, molecular function: thiolester hydrolase activity. The record is from RefSeq and is a predicted model, not a curated record. Lineage: Eukaryota; Metazoa; Mollusca; Gastropoda; Lepetellida; Haliotidae. Gene Ontology annotation, cellular component: lysosome. The coding region runs from base 904 to 1788 and encodes 294 amino acids. The transcript has 10 exons.
AAUUGUUACACAGACAAAGUAAUGUAUUCUACAGGCUCUUUAUUUAUUAUUCUACUUGAGCCUGUUAUGAAACACCUGAUGCCACGUUGCUGAAGUAUGUCAUACACUGUUCUAAUUUCACCGUUCUCAUGCUCAGUUGUCAAGCAAUUUGUUUAACAUUGAGAAUACAGCAUUAUGAUGACAGAUGCUGGUGAGUGUUAUCAUGGCUUUCCCUAUUUAUGUGGACCAGAGUGUGCAGUGUGAUAACCGUAUCACAUAGUCACACGUGUGAUACAGUGUCAAUACACAGAUAGCAGUAGACAGUCACCUGCAGCACAUCAGAGUGACAAGUGAAAAGCUUCGAAGAGAAACCCCACAACAAAACCUGAGAACAUAUUUCAACCGUGAAAACCGACUGUGUGAUAUUGUGACAUUGCAGACAGAGCCUUGUUACCAUUUGUGCCUUGUUUCGCCUGCCUUGUAUCACUCACUGCCUUCACUUCCACUUCUCAGGGAAGCUUGUCACUCCAGGAUGAAGUCACUGCCAUUCUCUUGCUUCUAGUGAUGAAAGCACAACCAGCUAUUUUUUUUAUAAGUAGACAUAAAACAAAAACAUCUGGAUGAGGAAGCAAUUUUUUAUUUUUGUUAUCUUUGAGGAAGUAUUUCUAGUCAUUGUUUUCUAGUCAUUGGUAUCAGGAACCUGUUACCAAAUAUAAACAAGGAUGUUUAACAGUGUAAAAGUGUACAUAACCCAAGCAGCUUGUUGAUAUUUAAGCUUAACUCUGUUGUACAGUUUUAUGAGUCUGAGAGAUCUCAUAAAUUGUAAAUUAUACAAGGGUUUGAAACGUUUUGAUCUUUCAUUGACAAUUUGUCAACAAAAUUUUUACCUUUUGAAUUUGACAUCAAAGAACCUGGUUCUAGUUGAUGAAAGGACUGUCUAAUAUUAUGCAAACCGUUUCCAUGAUGAAGUGGGUAGUGUUGGUGAGUGUGUUGACGAUGGCUUCAGGCUACAAACAUGUCGUCUUCAUGCAUGGUAUUCUGGCUGGCCCGUCUGAAUUUGACAAGUUUGCACAGCAGAUCAAAAUCGAUCACCCGGGCACCAACACUACACAGAUCAAUGCGUUUGUGGACGCGUACAGUCUGGAACCGAUGUGGAACCAGGUGGAGAAGAUUCAAAUCAUCUUCACUCAGAUCAUGGCCGACAACCCUGAUGGCAUCCAUCUUGUCUGCUUCUCGCAGGGUGGCUUGGUGUGUCGUGGGCUGAUGUCCCUGCUGCAACACAAUGUGGACACCUUCAUCGGUCUCAGCUGCCCCCUGGCCGGCCAGUAUGGAGAUACUGCUUACCUCAAGUAUCUAUUCCCAAACUAUGUCAAGUCAAACAUUUACAGAUAUUUCUACACUGACAAUGGGCAGAGGUGGUCUGUUGCAAAUUAUUGGUAUGAUCCACAUCAUCAAGACAAUUACCGCAAGUUCUCCACAUAUCUGGCCAUCCUCAACAAUGACACCCACAACAGACAAAGUCAAACUUUCAAGGAGAACUUCUCUCGCCUGAAGAAGAUGGUGCUUGUUGGGGGUCCAGAUGAUGGUGUUAUCACUCCUUGGCAAUCUAGUCAUUUUGGGAUGUACAAUGGCAGCGAAGUGGUUCUCCCAAUGCAAGAGCAAAGGUGGUACAAAGAGGACAGCUUCGGGCUACGCACCCUGUACGAGCGGAAGGCAAUUACGACCUUCACCUACAGCGGGGUUCAACACAUCCACUGGCACUCCGAUAUGGAUGUAUACAAGAAGAGUGUGGAACCGUUCCUCACAUAGACAGUGUGUGGGGAUUAACUGCCGUGUUCACAUUGCGUGUGGAUGUCUUCAAGCAGAGCAUGGACCCAUUCCUAAUGUUGACAGAGUUUGGUAAUUAAUGGCCCUGUUGACUUUGUGUCAGUUUAGAUUGCAGCCAAAAGGGGACGUGGUUAACAAUGAUUUUCAAGAGGUGUUCAGUUUAUGAAAUGUAUUUAUUUUACUGAAGUAUGAUUGUUUUAGGUUGUUCUGUGAUUUUGUUAUUGCUAAUAGAUAAGGAUUUUUAAAUGUAUGCAAAAUGAAACAUUUCUUAAAGGACUUUAGUUGAUAGUAAUCAAAACUACAGCUGAAUUUCAAGAGUUGAAUUGAAGUGCUUGUACACUGUUGUGGUGAGCUUUUGCACUUAAUCAAAAAUAAUUUUGUAAUCAAAUAGUGAAACGCAUUUGAAGAUCCCAACACAUAUCCUGUUUUAAGAAGAUUUAAGUGUGACUAAUCUUGAUUUGUUUUCUGAAGUUAGAGACAAUGUUUCUUCUGUGUUUUACUUUUGCCUUGAAAUCUUGCUUUUAGACCUGGUUGUAGUAAGUUGGUUUUAAUCAUGAUAUUUUAUCGACAUUAUUUAUCAAUGUACAUAGGAACCCUACUUUUGCAUUUUUAGUGAGAUUUACUCUGUCUAGAUGUUGAUUUUUUGUUUUACUUUUAAUAGAGAAUAUAAGAGUUGUUUUAAUCCUAUCUGUAGCAAUCACUGACUUGAGAUCAAAUACUAAAAUCAAUAAUAUUGCAUGCUUUACAUCAGUGUGGAGAACUGUUUCAAAAAGAAAACUCUACAUUGAUAUAUAACAUGCACAAUUAUUGAUAUAUUGGUGAAUUAUUCCAAUGAUGUUUGUUCAAUGAUUGGAUGUGAAGUUUUCUUGCUUAAUUAUCGUGGAUGUUAAUCAACAUUUAAGGAAUGUUUCCCAGAUACAGUGAAGCUCUGUUAUUCCAGGAAUUAGCUGCACAGCUCAAAAUGCAUUUCUGUAUUCUUUGAUACACAGUGUUUGUGACUUAUACAUGUUUCCAACAACUACCAUCCAGAAGGCAGAGAUUCUGAAUUAACAGGAUCCUGUCUAAGAGGGUUCCCCUGUAGAGAGGGUGUCAUCUUCAUUCCAGCUCAGACAUACUGCAGUCUCAUGUGUCUUCCAAACAGAGGGUAAUCUGAUGUGAAUACUAUGCAAUCAAAGAGAGAUUACUUGUGUUAGCUGAGUGAGACAAUAUGCAGAUUUGUUUCUCGGACCAAGGAGUGUUUUGAUGAGCAGAAAAUAUCUACCAAAUUUACACCAGCUGGAUAUGGAUGCCGUAUUUCAACAUGUUAUAUCAGCAAUGUUUCUGGUAUAUAUCUUGGUUAUGUUUCUGGUAUAUAUCUAGGUUAUAUCAGCUGUUUCUGGUAUAUAUCUAGGUUCUGUCAGCUAUGUUUCUGGUACCGUAUAUAUCUAGGUUAUAUCAGGUAUGUUUCUGGUAUAUAUGUAGGUUAUAUCAGCUAUGUUUCUGGUAUAUAUCUAGUUUAUAUCAGCAAUGUUUCUGGUAUAUAUCUAGGUUAUGUCAGCUAUGUUUCUGGUAUAUAUCUAGGUUAUAUCAGCAAUGUUUCUGGUAUAUAUCUAGGUUAUGUCAGCUAUGUUUCUGGUAUAUAUCUAUGUUAUAUCAGCAAUGUUUCUGGUAAUAUCUAGGUUAUAUCAGCAAUGUUUCUGGUAUAUAUGUAGGUUAUAUCAGUUAUGUUUCUGGUAUAUAUCUAGGUUAUAUCAGCAAUGUUUCUGGUAUAUAUGUAGGCUAUAUCAGCUAUGUUUCUGGUAUAUAUCAAGGUUAUAUCAGCUAUGUUUCUGGUAUAUAUCAAGGUUAUAUCAGCUAUGUUUCUUGUGUUCAUGGAAACAAUGUAUGAGACCAACAUAAACUUUGUUAUAAUGUCAAACAGAAUAUGCAAUCCUAGUCAUAUAAUUUUGAUAUUAUUGGAAAUGUAUUAUUUUUUAUUGUUGUCAACACUGACUGGUAAAGGUGGACACUGUGAUAAUUACCUCCCUUUGUCAUCAAUAUUUAUCCUGUAGUCUUUUCACAUCACCUGUACAUACCUGUGACAAUUAGUACACGAGUACACUGGGUGCACAUCAGCAUCUGUAGCAUGUCAUGAUACCCCAUGGAUCAUGUCGUCGAUCAUGUAGUGGACCUAUUAUUCAAAGACUUUAUCAAUCAUGGAUAUUGAUACUUUCUAUUUGUAUUUUGCUGUACAGGGUAAGUAUUUUUUUAAGAACCAUUGUCCGAGGUGUUACGAUUACAAUUAGAAAAGAUGGUGAAUGAGAUGACUGAGCUUCCAUAACAUGUUACGUCUUUCUGUAUGAAUACUUCAAAUUCCUUGCAUUAUAAUCAACUGCACAUUGUAUAACUGUGUAUCAACAGCGAAUGACCUCAUGUCAUAUCCUUCCAGACGUGCAAUUUAUCUUGUGCUCAGUAACAUGUCUCUACAAGGGAGUUCAUCUUUGAACAGUUUUUUGUUCUAUUUAUUUUUAUAUGUAGCAUUGGUUGACUGAUAGGAGUGUAUUACAAAGAGUUACUGAUAAACCUGUGAUGCAGUGUAAAGAUAUGCUAUGUCCAGCUCUGUUGUCUGGGGUGACAUACAGUUUUCAUGUUAAGGUGUGGUACUAUUCACCGGUGGUACGUGGUCCUGUGCACAGCAAACAGGUCACAAAUCAAGUUAAGCAAUGUCGGUCGCGGAGAGUCCUUGGAUGGGUGGCCGCUUUCGUCAGUUUGGCUCCUGAGAGUUUCGGGCUUCAGUCAAGCCCCACACUGAAGCACAUUGAACAAAUAAACAGGUGUGUACCAUCAAUCUGGGAAAGAGCCUGCCUACCAAAAGAAGCAUACAACCUCCUAUUGCCGCCAUGACCAUAACAUGAGAUGUGCAGCAAAGCAGUGUGCAUGUAAAGGGAAGUAACUGUGUGCUAUAUUGGAUUGCAUUGGAUUUAAGUAUUAGGGUUUUUUAUUUUUUUAAAAAUGGAAAUUAAAACAAAACCUGCAACAGACUUUAUGAUGAUGCAGGCAUUGCCUGAGAACCAAGACUAAUAUUUUUUUAGCCUGAAUGAAAAUAUCUUCAUGGCUCCCUCUACAGUGUGUGGUUCUGCAAUCCAAGUGAUGUACAAAGGUUGGGCACAAGAGAACACAGUUCCUGGAAGUGUGCAAUAUUGUCUUCUCUGUUUUUUUAAGAUAUACACCAUGUGUUUCUGCAUAUUCACAGGUUCUGUGACUUGUUACUCUGAUCUGAGGCAUAUUUCAUAUUUAUGGUAGAUUGCGCUAUUGUUUGUCGAUAAACAACAAAUAAGAAAAACAACUCUCAAGACGAUUUUGUGUAAACUAUCAUCAACCCUACUUUAAAAAGGAACCUGGGGAUGAUAGUUUAGGACAAACGGUUUGAACAUUUCUACCACAAAUUUGAAACCUGACACAGUAACAUGGAGUCCCAGAUGAAAGCUUACCUUUAUCUGUUAUGGAAUUUAAUGUGUUUCAUGCUCAAUUGUAAAUUUUGGUUUCCCACGUUUUCUUUACUGUGUGUUGGCCUUCAUUUUCACCUUUUGUACAUUGCAAGGGAGGUAACUCUAAAUGCAUUUCUCUGGCCUGACAAGAUGUAUUGCUGUUGCAACAUAAAAUGGAAUUAUGAACAUAUUUUUUCCUCACUAGUCAAGGACAAGCAGAACAUGACGUGCUAGGCUAGUCUUAUAUCGUUGUUAUGGGAUUCAGGGUCCAAAUAAGUCCCUCAGCUUGUACCAUGAGGAUCAGAUGUACCUCGUAUCCCAACAUGGACCCCUGCUCUGCAGUGCCGUAGCCAGCCGGGGGGCAGGGGGGAAGUUGCCCCCCUGGAUUUUUUAUAGAAACAGUUUUAUUUAAUUAAGUUGGGGACAAGUGACUCUUGUACAGAUAUUUGCCCUCCCUGUCAGAAAGUGUUAACUACGGCCUUGCUCUGGCUAUCAGCCAAUGGGAAGUAGGGUCCAUACUUGAUCACAUUACUCUUUCCUUCCUCUCCUUAUUUGGGGCAAUGGGGUAGCCUAGUGGUUAAAGGGUUCACUUGUCACAGGUUUAAUUCUCCUCUAAGGUGCAAUGAGUGAAGCCCUGGUGAGUUUGCAGGAAUAUUGCUAAAAUUGGUAUAAAAGCAAUUAGAUUAGGUUUAUCCGUAUGCAUUUUUCCGAGGCAAGAGAGUUAACUGACUGGAUGUAAAAGUCCAGUUUCCACCCUUGCUGAACUAGGAUGGAAUUCCUGGGCUCGAUCGUAGUGUGGCCAGUGGCUAUUAGGACUUUUGUCCCUUCUAUAUCCCUCCUAUUGACCAAUAAGAUCCCACCUCUCAUAUCAUUUGCAUUUGCUUCAAAUAAAAUGUCGUUGCCCAGUGAAGACAAUCUUAUUGAUAGUCAAGAUCUAUAUUGUAUAUAAAACGGGUCUUACUUCACAAAGUGCAUCAAUUCACGUGAGCACCUUGAUUAAACACAUGAAAAAAAUGGAAAACAUCUUUUGGCCUAAGUUGUCGGACCACAUGCUUUGCAAAUCCUGCAAUUGACGGAAAUCUACACAACAGUUUACGAACCAGAUGUCGAUUUCAUUACGCAAUUUUGAUUGGACUAUGCAUAGACUCAUUUUUCAAGCCAAAAUGUAGCUCCAUAAUUCCAACCUAGUUCGGCAAGGGACUUUUAUAGUCAGUUAACUCAGUUAACUUGCCUCAGGAAGAUCAGUGUGAAGCCAUCAAUAUAUAUUUUUGUUACAAAUUAUGUCUGUACUGUUGUUGGUAUAUGUAAAUACACAUUUACAUAAUUACUCGUUUUCUCCACUUUUUUGCACAAUAAUUUAUGACAAAGAAUUGUUAUUUUACAUGACCUAAACCAGUAAUUUCCCUUGAGAUGUGACUUGUUCAUGUUUUAUUACAUUUUGAAAGACGGGAUUAUUUUCCCAAUUUCUAUGCAACUGUUUCCAUUUUUUUGAAUGUGACUGUUUCCAGUAUCUGUGCAUGUGGCGUUCAAGUAAAGCCUACUGUCACCCUGACACCUAACAGGAAGAUUACGUUUUUCCUAUCA